Messenger RNA from Canariomyces notabilis, 1438 nucleotides. RefSeq names its product class I glutamine amidotransferase-like protein. Bases 171 to 950 code for a protein of 259 amino acids. The transcript is spliced from 4 exons. Lineage: Eukaryota; Fungi; Ascomycota; Sordariomycetes; Sordariales; Chaetomiaceae. Gene Ontology annotation, biological process: regulation of DNA-templated transcription. The record is from RefSeq and is a predicted model, not a curated record.
CUGGUGCUGUGGGAAUAGGCAGGUCUCGCCAGUCAUGGCAAGAGUAGAAAUAGGCGGUGGCCUACAACCACCUCCCUUCUGUCCUGGACCCUGACCUCCUCAGACAUCUUAUUCCUGGGUGUCAGCUGAACAACGUCUCUUGUCCACUCCCUAUAUACCAGGUAGCAAAGAUGUUGCUCUCAAACCUGGCUCUCUUGGUUCUCUCUUCGUGCAUCCAGCUGGCUACAGCACGGCCAGCACUCUCUUCUCGAAAUGAGGGCACCACUACCUGCACCCCCAAGCCGGCCCCGACUCACUGGGGCAUUCUCAUGCCCCGUGCCUUUGCCCCGCUUGACGUCUUCGGUCCAGUUGAAGCCCUCCAAGCCCUCGCCCGCAGCACGCAUCUGAAGCUCUCCCUCCUGGCGCGUACUAUGGAGCCCGUGAGCUCGGCUCCAGUCAGCCCUGCCAUGAACAGGUUCAACUCGUCCUUCUGGCCCUCCUUUGUCCCAACAGAUACCUACGCAGACAACCCGCCGAUCCAAGUGCUGCUCAUCCCCGGGGGUGCCGCGGCGAGGUCGCCAGACCUGGGCCCGGAGCUUGAGUACAUCAGGAAGGUCACUCCUAGCCUCCAGUAUCUUAUUACCAUUUGCACCGGUGCAGGGAUCGCGGCCCAGGCCGGUGUGUUGGAUGGCCACAGGGCCACAACGAAUAAACGGGCGUGGAAUGAGAUGAUCCCGAGGGGCACCAAUGUCAAAUGGGUCUCUCCAGCGCGCUGGGUAGAGGAUGGCAAAGUAUGGAGCUCAUCAGGGGUUACUUCCGGCAUAGACCUCACGCUCGCCUUCAUCGAGGCAAAAUAUCCCAACGGGAGCACCCUGGCCAAUGAUAUCAGCCACACAAUGGAGCACCAGAGGAUUACAGACUGGCGCCAUGACCCAGAAGCUGAGUACUUCCACGUCCCGCCGACAAACUGAGUGACUUUGGGGAAUCGAGGGGGAUUGAGAGAUAGCUGAAGGGCGGUUUUGAAUGAAGUCAUGGCCACGCACAUAAUUUUUUCGAACCGCAUGGAAGAUUGGCCUUUGGCGGGAAAUAACAUGUCAGAAGAGGAGUGAAUGUCUCUGCAUGCCGCAGAAUGUGUGAUGGCAGCUUGCCAAUGAUCAAUUACCGUACAAACAUUAAUACUAUCUAACCCAACACAAGUCGCGUACAAGGACCAUUUUCUGUGUAUCUACCCCUUUGCCCGUAUAUUGAUGAAUUCCGUGCUGACCAAACACGUCGUGUGUAGAAGGGGUAAGGGCAGGCCAGGAAAUGGUCAACUAAGCAAACAAGGACACCUUUCUGUGUCCCUUCCCGGUGUGUUGAUGAAUACCGUUCUGACCAAUGAACGUCCAGGAUAAGGGCAGACAAAGCAAGAUGGUCAACUGAUCUAACCCAACAUGAGUGGCGUACAAGGACCCCCUUC